Molecule: messenger RNA, 987 nt
Organism: Rotaria sp. Silwood2
Lineage: Eukaryota; Metazoa; Rotifera; Eurotatoria; Philodinida; Philodinidae
Source: the annotation of a GenBank genome assembly
AUGACCUGUUUUGAUGACCUAAGUACUGAUUUAUUACUAAAUAUAUUUACCUAUCUUACAUAUACUGAAAUUUUUCAAACAUUUUUCGGUCUAAAAAAGUGUCUCAAUGAUGCCAUUCGAGAUUAUCCAAUACAUAUUGAUCUAUCGAAAAUAAUGAAUUGUCUUAAUGCUCAACAAUUUCCAUUAAAAUGUCGAUCAAUUGUAUUAACUGGUUUAAAUUUACCUUCAUUUCAAAUGAAAUAUUCUUAUUUAAAUCUCACAUCUCUUCGAGUUGUUACAUUUAAAAAAAUGGAUCUUAUUACAUUGCAUUCAUUUAUUGAAAAAUUACCCAUGAAACAACUUGAAUCAAUUACUGUUGAAUAUUUUACUUGGCAUUAUUAUCCAAUUGAUGCUUAUAAACAAAUUUGGUCAAUUAUUAUGAAUUCUAUAAAUGGUAAUUGUCUUCGUUAUUUACAUUUACCAUAUCAUAUUCGUUAUUGGAAUAUAGAAAAAAAUUCAUAUUAUUUCUCAAAUUUAAAAUAUGCUAUUCUUGAUUAUAUAUCAGUAAGUCAAAUGUUAACAUUUAUGAGUUAUUCUCCUAAUCUUCAUCGAUUUAAAGCUUUUAUUGAUGGUCCAAAUAAAGAUAUUUUUCGAUAUAUAAUUAUUCUUUCUAAACUUAAUCAUCUUACAUUAAAUCUUCAAGAUGAAUGGACAUUUGAAGAAAUUCAACAACUUUUAACAAUAUGUCCUUAUUUAAAACAUUUAAUUCUUAAAUUAAAAAUACAAAGAGAAAUGAAGAAUAUGUUUGAACCAAUAUCAUGGCAAACAUUAAUCGAUAAUAAAUUGCCUUAUUUAACUUUUUUAAGACUUCAUUUCGAUUAUAUUAUUGAUUAUUCAGAUAAAAAUUUUUAUAAUUUUCAAGAAACAUUUAAUCAUGAUGAAUAUUGGCUUCAACAACAACCUCAUUUUCAAGUAACAAUCAAUAUAAUUCAACAAGAAGUAUUAUGA